Messenger RNA from Calliphora vicina (urban bluebottle blowfly), 1215 nucleotides. RefSeq lists its product as uncharacterized. Lineage: Eukaryota; Metazoa; Arthropoda; Insecta; Diptera; Calliphoridae. The transcript has a single exon. The coding region runs from base 201 to 989 and encodes 262 amino acids. The record is from RefSeq and is a predicted model, not a curated record.
AAUUCUAAAAUCUUCAAAAAUUUAAAAUUUUUUUCAAAAUUCUUAAAAAUAUCUAGACUUAUAAAACAAAAUGUUUUUAUCCCUAUUUACCAGACUUUUGGCUACCAGCAUGAAUUCAUGAAUGCUUAGUGCCUGCUGCCCUACGUUUGUAUUCGGGAACUGCAUGUAGAAGCAAUUGUCCCCUAACAAAACCCUGUACCAUGGAAUAUCCCAAAAAGAAAUGUGAAGAGCCCGAGUGUCAACCCAGACAACCCUGUUGUCCUCUAUCAUUUACAAAAUGUCCCGCUGUAACAGAAGAUUUGUGCAAAGAAAAACCUGAAUGUUGUGGCAGCAAAAGAUUGGCCCAAGAUCCCUGUAACUGUAAAGGAGCUCGACAGCAAGAUACUAAAAAAGAAACGAAAUUGGAAAGACGUAUACAGCCACAAACAUCGGUCUGGGAAUAUCCGGCUGAAUGUUGUGGCAAUCCCUGUCCUGAUUUAUUGCCCAGAUUUGAUAGUCUCUACUAUAGUCCCACGGACAAGGCCAAACGGCAAUAUCAACAGACCUGGGUGGAAUGUCCACCGGUGCAAAUACGCAAACGUAAAGUCUGCUGUUAUGAUUCUACCGAACUACCACCCAUAUGCCGGCGCAAGAAGGCAGAAUGUCCUAUUACGGCCUGUGAAUUUGAUUCGCGUAAAAUGAAAGCUUUGUGUUCUACCGGCUCAAAUAGUAAAUGUCCUCGUCUUGUAGCGCCCUGUUGUCUACGGGGUCGUUAUCCUCCCUCAUGCAGACGAUCCGCAUCUACAACAAAGUGUGAAAAGAAAUGUUGCCCCUAUCCAUCCUUUUCGGAAUGUUGUUAUCCCUGUCCGCCACCUAAAAGACACAGGGAAUGUACUUGUACAGCUGUGCAGUCAAACUGUGUGAUCUUUAAAUAUUUGAAACGUAAAUUGAUUUACGAUUUGCCACCACCUUUACCAGCCUGGCCACCCAAAAUGCUGGGACCUCGUUAGAGUUCCAACAUUGUGGGAUUGGUAACUCUGGAUAGUUACUCUGUAAUUCGAUGCGAAACAAAAUAUGUUCGAAUUUGUAUUGAUAUUCGAAUUUUUUAAUUUAGAAUCGAAUUACGGAGUAAAGUCUAUCCAAAUGCUAAGAUUUUGAGGGAUUUUAUUCAACAAAGAUUUAUAAUAUAGAUGGGAGAUGUUUCAAAAUAUUAAAUCUUUGUUAAAUGAAAUUCUA